Condylura cristata (star-nosed mole) is the source of this 1570-nucleotide messenger RNA. It is a transcript of the gene PKP3, whose product is annotated as plakophilin 3. Gene Ontology annotation, molecular function: cadherin binding. The transcript has 10 exons. Gene Ontology annotation, biological process: cell-cell junction assembly; cell-cell adhesion. The annotation marks the transcript as partial. The record is from RefSeq and is a predicted model, not a curated record. Gene Ontology annotation, cellular component: nucleus; plasma membrane; adherens junction. Lineage: Eukaryota; Metazoa; Chordata; Mammalia; Eulipotyphla; Talpidae.
GCGCCGUCGGUCCGCAGCCUCAGCCUGAGCCUGGCCGACUCCGGCCACCUGCCCGACGUGCGUGGGCUGGACAGCUACGCCGGCCACCGUACCCUGCAGAGGCUCAGCUCUGGCUUUGAUGACAUUGACCUGCCCUCUGCCGUCAAGUACCUCAUGGCCUCAGACCCCAACCUGCAGGUGCUGGGCGCAGCUUACAUCCAGCACAAGUGCUACAGCGACGCCGCAGCCAAAAAGCAGGCCCGCAGCCUUCAGGCUGUGCCGCGGCUGGUGAAGCUCUUCAACCACGCCAACCAGGAGGUGCAGCGCCACGCCACGGGCGCCAUGCGCAACCUCAUCUACGACAACGCCGACAACAAGCUGGCCCUGGUGGAGGAGAACGGCAUCUUUGAGCUGCUGCGCACGCUGCGCGAGCAGGACGACGAGCUGCGCAAGAACGUCACAGGGAUCCUUUGGAACCUGUCCUCCAGUGACAACCUGAAGGACCGCCUGGCCCGGGACACCCUGGAGCAGCUCACAGACCUGGUGCUGAGCCCGCUCUCGGGGGCGGGCGGGCCACCCCUCAUCCAGCAGAACGCCUCCGAGGCCGAGAUCUUCUACAACGCCACGGGCUUCCUCAGGAACCUCAGCUCCGCCUCCCAGGCCACUCGCCAGAAGAUGCGUGAGUGCCACGGGCUAGUGGACGCCCUGGUCACCUACAUCAACCACGCCCUGGACGUGGGCAAGUGCGAGGACAAGAGCGUGGAGAACGCCGUGUGCGUGCUGAGGAACCUGUCCUACCGCCUGUACGACGAGAUGCCCCCGUCCUGGGCGGGCGUGCUGAGCCGCCUGGCUCUGGAGCAGGAGCGCAUCCUAAACCCACUGCUGGACCGCGUCCGGACCGCCGACCACCACCAGCUGCGAUCGCUGACCGGCCUCAUCCGGAACCUGUCUCGGAACGCCAGGAACAAGGACGAGAUGUCCACCAAGGUGGUGAGCCACCUGAUCGAGAAGCUGCCGGGCAGCGUGGGUGAGAAGUGCCCGCCGGCCGACGUGCUGGUGAACAUCAUCGCGGUGCUCAACAAUCUGGUGGUGGCCAGCCCCGUGGCCGCCCGGGACCUGCUCUACUUCGACGGGCUCCGCAAGCUGGUCUUCAUCAAGAAGAAGCGGGACAGCCCCGACAGCGAGAAGUCCUCCAGGGCCGCCUCCAGCCUCCUGACCAACCUGUGGCAGUACAACAAGCUGCACCGAGACUUUCGCGCGAAGGGCUACCGCAAGGAGGACUUCCUGGGCCCAUAGGCCUUCCCGCAGGAGGAGUCGGCGGGGCCCGGCCUCGAGGAUGGACGGCCGGCCAGGAAGGGAGGCUCAGGGCGGGGCCUGUCGCUGGAGCCCUGCCCGUCUUCGAGGGCCCGGGCCACCAGGGAGGGGGCAGGGGCUUGCAGCUGGGGACUUGGCUUCUGCAGGGCAGGGGGCGGGACAGGGCUUGAGGCUGCUCUGGCACAUGAGGUGGUGACCAGGCCACACUGGCAGAGGUGCGGAUGGCGAGGCUGGGCAGGGCCUUGGGUGGCCGGCGCUGGAAAUAAAGUGCUGUGAA